CUUCAUGAGUUCCUCACAUGGCGCUCUGACCUUUCCUGCAAUUGUUUACACUUAAACCGAAUCUUCCCGAUCGAUUUCUGUCAAUUUGUCGAGCUUUUUUCAGCAAUACCUGCAUUGGAUUAGCCUCGCUGGUUCGAACACAGUUGCUCUUCAGCUCUGCAGGAGAAUGAGCAAAAGGAGGUUGAGCUCAUUCGUGUUUGCUUCCUGGUUCUGCAUUCUUACAGCUCACCUGAAAUUGGUGCGGUGCCAAUUCGGAGAUUUCAGUCCACCGCAGCUGCCAACCCCGGCGGCGCAAGGUUUCCUGACUGAUAUAGCUUACAGCAAUCUCGAGAAUUUCACCUCCGAAGUUCUCUCGAGUAAAUUCGUCCGAGAUUACAGCUUUUGUGUUCAGAAUCCGGAAGCUGAUUGGAAUCAAGCUUUCAAUUAUUCAUCUGAUGUGAGUUUUUUGACUGCUUGCCUGGCAAAAUUUGGAGAUGUUACUCGGCGGUUAUGUACAGCAGCAGAAGUAGGAAUUUACUUUGAUAAUAUAAAGAAUGGGGGAAGCCUCAAGCCAAACAGGAACUGUAAUUCUUCACAUUGGCUUCCUGGCUGUGAACCAGGAUGGGCAUGCAGCGCUGAUAGUGACGAGCAAGUUGACCUGCAGAAUUCUCGAGUGGUACCUGCUAGAGGAUCUGACUGUGGGUCUUGUUGCGAAGGUUUCUUCUGCCCAAAUGGCAUCAGUUGCAUGAUCCCCUGUCCAUUGGGUGCCUAUUGCCCACUAGCUACCCUGGAUAAGAACACUGGCAUAUGUACACCAUACUCUUACCGGCUUCCAGCGGGACAGACAAAUCAUACUUGUGGUGGUGCAAAUGUGUGGGCAGAUGUUAGAUCAAACAGUGAGAUAUUCUGCUCUGCUGGUUCAUAUUGUCCUACAAGUACUGAGAUAAUACCUUGUGGCAGUGGGAAUUACUGUCCAAUGGGAUCCACAGAUGAAAAACGAUGCUUCAAGUUGAUUUCAUGCGACUCAAAAUCGGAGAAACAGAAUAUUCACGCAUAUGGAAUAAUGCUUAUUGCUGCAUUGAGUACUCUCUUGCUCAUUAUAUACAAUUGUUCCGACCAAAUUCUCUCUACACGAGAAAGAAGGUAUGCUAAAUCCAGGGAAGCAGCUGCAAGAACUGUGAAAGAGAAGUCACAAGCACGCGCAAGGUGGAGAGCUGCAAAAGAUGCUGCUAAAAAGCAUGUUGUCGAAUUACAAUCUCAGCUAUCGAGAAAGUUUUCCAAGAAGAACCUCGAAGAAUCAGAGGAAGUUAGAAUUUUGGGCAGAAAGGACAGUGAGAGAGAAGAUGAUUUGUAUCCACCUAUGUUGCCCAUCUCCGAGAUAUCAGCUUCUGCCUCUGGAGUAAAAGCAACGAAUCCAAGCCAUCAUGUGGAUCUGAGGUACAAUAAGCAAGAUGACAGCAGUAGCUUCGAUGAUUUUUAUUCACAUUCUGGAGAUGAACAUAUGCAAAAGAAAAUUUCCAAAGACAAAGAAAUCCAUACCCGUAGCCAGAUUUUUAAGUAUGCAUACUCACAGCUUGAGAAAGAGAAAGCUCAGCAGCAACAAAACAAGAAUCUGACCUUUUCGGGAGUACUUACGAUGGCAACAAACAAUGUGGUUCAGAAAAGGCGGCUGAUCGAAAUUUCUUUCAGGGAUCUAACAGUCACGCUGAAACACAAACAUAAAAAGCUUCUGAGGUCUGUUACUGGAAAGAUAAAACCGGGUCGCAUCACGGCUGUCAUGGGUCCUUCGGGGGCUGGGAAAACUACAUUUCUUUCUGCUCUGGCUGGAAAAACAGUUGGAUGUACUGUUAGUGGCACAAUCUUGAUUAAUGGGAAGACAGUUUCGAUUCACUCCUACAGAAAAAUCAUUGGUUUUGUGCCACAAGAUGAUAUUGUUCAUGGAAAUUUGACUGUGGAGGAAAAUCUAUGGUUCAGCUCAAGAUGCAGAUUGUCUGCAGAUUUACCCAAGCCAGACAAGGUUCUUAUAGUUGAAAGAGUUAUCGACUCCUUGGGGCUACAGGGAAUACGGGGUUCCUUAGUCGGGACAGUGGAGAAGCGAGGUAUAUCCGGAGGCCAGAGGAAACGGGUGAAUGUUGGUCUUGAGCUAGUAAUGGAACCAUCAUUGCUGUUCUUGGAUGAACCGACAUCUGGGCUUGAUAGCUCAUCUUCACAGCUCCUUCUAAGAGCACUCAAACGAGAAGCUCUAGAAGGCGUAAAUAUCUGCACAGUUGUCCAUCAACCAAGCUAUACAUUGUUCCAGAUGUUCGACGAUCUUAUACUACUUGCGAAAGGAGGGCUAACUGUAUAUCAUGGACCUGUAAAGAAAGUCGAAGAAUACUUUGCUAAUCUUGGUAUCGUUGUUCCAGAGCGUGUCAAUCCUCCGGAUUACUAUAUCGAUAUUUUGGAGGGGAUGGUUAAGACUAGCUUGAGCUCGGGAGUAAGUUACAUCGAUCUUCCUAUACGAUGGAUGCAGCACAAUGGCUAUCCUGUACCCCCUGAUCUUCGGACGACAAAUUCUGCUGAAUCUGCUGUCAUGACAGAAAGUAUUGACCAUGAUCAUCAAGAUCCUGGUUUUCGGGACAAUUCUGUCACGGAAGAACAAUCAUUUGCCGGCGAAGUCUGGCAAGAUGUCAAAGUCAAUGUCCAGCAUCACAGUGACAGGAUAAGACAUACAUUCUUGAAGUCGACCGACUUGUCCUACCGAAGAACCCCGAAUAUCUUCCUACAGUACAAGUACUUCCUUGGCAGGGUUGGUAAGCAGCGAUUACGAGAUUCAAAAACACAAGCCAUCGAUUAUCUGAUCCUGUUAAUAGCCGGGGCCUGUUUGGGUUCCCUUACUAAAGCAAACGAUGCAACGUUUGGUUAUGGAGCUUAUACAUAUACGAUAAUCGCUGUCUCACUCCUUUGCAAGAUUGCGGCGUUGAGAUCAUUCUCUCAGGACAAGUUACAAUACUGGAGAGAAAGCGCAGCCGGGAUAAGCAGCCUCGCACAUUUUGCAUCCAAGGACACAGUGGACCUAUUCAACAUUGUGAUAAAACCCGUAGUCUACCUCUCGAUGUUUUAUUUCUUCAGCAACCCGAGAUCAUCCUUCGGAUAUAACUAUUCCGUCCUGCUCUGCCUCGUCUAUUGUGUGACCGGCAUAGCUUACACACUGGCCAUUUUUCUCGAGCCCGGUCCUUCCCAACUGUGCUCAGUGCUGCUGCCUGUGGUGCUGACCCUCAUUUCGACGCUCUUGAAUGCGAGCAAGUUUGUGAAGGAUUUAGCCAACUUCUGUUACCCCAAGUGGGCUCUCGAAGCAUUCGUCAUUGGAAACUCUGAACGGUAUUAUGGCGUGUGGCUCCUCACUCGUUGCGGCGCACUUCAAAGGUACGGCUACGAUGUUCACCACUGGGGUCUCCGGUUAGCCUUUCUGAUCCUCGCCGGUGUCGGAUUUCGCAUCGUCGCUUUCGUCGGAAUGCUUAUCUUCCAGAAGAAGUGAUGCUUAGAACAACUAUCAUGUCAGUGACAGUGACAGCUCCUCCGGUCACCGUACGUAACUCUUAUCACUGGUGUGUGAUAUUGAAGCAAAUUCCAGUGUCUGCAUUUUGCCCUAAUUUGCAGUUGGAGAGAGGAAGUUAAUUAGUAAACCCUAAUUUUUGGGGAUUUUGGGAUGGAGGUGUGUUCGGUUGAUCUGCACCGUUGGAUUGGAUGAGAGUUGAGAUGAAGUUGGACUUGGAUAUUAUGUAUGUAUGUAUAUUUAAAUCACAUCCGUAUAUAUAUAUAUAUAUAUAUAUUACGU
Andrographis paniculata is the source of this 3796-nucleotide messenger RNA. RefSeq names its product ABC transporter G family member 24-like. Bases 167 to 3496 code for a protein of 1109 amino acids. Gene Ontology annotation, molecular function: ATP hydrolysis activity; ABC-type transporter activity; ATP binding. NCBI's taxonomy places the organism in Eukaryota, Viridiplantae, Streptophyta, Magnoliopsida, Lamiales, Acanthaceae. The record is from RefSeq and is a predicted model, not a curated record. The transcript has 14 exons.